AGAAGAAGAAGAAAUAUCCCAGCAAAGUUUAUCCGCUGUUCAACAAAGUCCUCUGUUUGCCUGAGUAUCUUUGUGGAUACGAAGAAAUUUGAGUGAUAUAUUUCAAUUCCAUUGUGGGAUAGACUGAAUUCUGAAUGUAAAACCGAAUUUGACAUUCGGGUUAUUCGAAAGUUGGAAUCUUGCAACUAUCUUGGGAGUUGGGGAUUCACCUCAUUAGUUUUGCGGCGAAAGGAUACUCUCUAUUCUUUUUAUCAGCUCUCAAUGCGACCUGGGGAAUGGAGAUUUCAGGUGUUUAAUUGCUGUUUGUUUGAUAUUGGAAGAAUUGGUGUCAAGUAAACCAACCAACCCUUUUCGAGCUGUUCAUUUUUAUCAGGUAAUUUGUAGCUCCUGCCAAUUGAAAAGUUCUUUGCCACGACCUUGGAUUCGGUUUAUAUUUUACUUUUGUUAUGGAAUUGCUGUGUUGUGUUUAGUGUAAAGAUGGCAUCUUUUCCUGUUGUCUCCAAUAAUGGUUUCUUGAUAGCUCAAGGGAAAUUCAAAUUUCAUGUUGGAGCCUCGAUAUCUUUGGAUAGAUAUAGGUGUAGAAGUUGUUCAUUUUCUCAGCUAUACAGUAGUAGCUCAGUUUCUGUGCCUGUUGUCGGUUGGAAUUAUAGUCAUUGUUCAUUUCAAUAUGGUUUGAGCUUACAGACCGCCAGGCUUAAGUCUCUCAUCGAUGAGAAUAGCCAUGGAGAAACUCAUAUGGUAGAAAGGAGAAAGGAAAGAUAUAGGAAGAGAAAAAUAGCAUUAAGAUUGAGACCAAGGUUGAGAUUGUUCUGGAAAAGAUUCAGAAAUGGUCGGAUUAAUUCGAUCUUAAAUGGUCUUGGAACAUUUCUUCGUGAGAACCGAAGAAAAAUUACACUUUCAACUUCCAUUUCACUUGUGUUAGGAUUAUGCUUUUUCUUUCUAAAAGUUACUGCAAUGCCGACACCAAAAGCUGUUCCAUAUUCGGACUUGAUAAUGAGCCUACAAAAUGGAAUGGUUUCUAAGGUCUUGUUUGAGGAAGGCACUCGUAGAAUAUACUAUAGUAUGAACACAUGGGUUAAGGAAGGCACUCAAGUAUCUGAACAAGGCAGUGGGAAUGUUGAUCGUGCUAGCAAUGGCCACGUAAAAACCCGUCUAGCAGGUGGAAAUGCAUUAAAGAAAAUGUUCAAAGGACGAGCUCCUACCCCGUCUUGGCAGUUUUCUACCCGAAAGAUUGAUCACGAUGAAGGCUAUCUUCUUAGUCUGAUGAGGGAAAGAGGAACUUCAUAUGGUUCUGCUCCUCAGUCAGCGCUCACAUCAUUAAGGAAUACAUUAAUCACUGUGCUAACACUAUGGAUUCCAUUAGCUCCUUUAAUGUGGCUUCUUUACCGUCAAAUUUCCACUGCCCGAAGCCCAGCUAAAAAACGAAGACCAAGUAACCAGUUGAUUACAUUUCAGGAUGUAGAAGGUGUCGACACUGCAAAAGUGGAGCUUUUGGAGAUAGUUUCAUGCCUACAAGGUUCGACUAAUUAUAGUAAGCUUGGUGCCAAAUUGCCUAGAGGAGUGCUACUUGUGGGGCCUCCAGGAACUGGAAAAACCUUACUUGCUCGUGCAGUGGCUGGCGAAGCUGGAGUACCAUUUUUUUCAGUUUCUGCCAGUGAAUUUGUUGAGUUAUUCGUUGGGAGAGGAGCUGCACGCAUAAGAGAUCUUUUCAAUGUUGCUAGAAAGGAAGCACCUUCUAUAAUUUUCAUUGAUGAACUAGAUGCUGUGGGAGGAAAGCGUGGGAAAAGUUUCAAUGAUGAAAGAGAUCAAACACUGAACCAGUUACUGACUGAAAUGGAUGGCUUCCAGUCCGAUGUGAAUGUUGUUGUUAUAGCUGCAACUAAUAGACCAGAAGCUUUAGAUCAAGCUCUUUGCCGACCCGGACGCUUCUCUCGGAAAGUAUAUGUGGGACAACCAGAUGAAAUUGGGAGGAAAAAAAUUUUGGCCAUACAUUUUAGAGGAGUGCCCUUGGAGGAAGACCUUGAGCUAAUAUGCAACCUUGUAGCACCUCUUACUCAGGGCUUUGUAGGAGCUGAUCUAGCAAACAUAGUCAAUGAAGCUGCUUUACUUGCUGCACGUAGAGGAGCUGAAUGCGUGUCGAGGGAGGAUAUAAUGGAAGCAAUUGAAAGAGCCAAGUUUGGGAUCAAUGACUGGAGACCGAGCUCUAGUACUCUAGGCAAGGAGCUCGGAAAAUUGUUCCCAUGGGUGCCUUCACUGGUAGGAAGGAAUGACGCGAAACAGAAAGGACUUGAUGGCCCCCUUGGAUAUCAAACUCUAAGCUGAUGAGUUGCGUUCCUCAUUCGUUACUUUUGGCGGGAUUGGGAUGCAAAAACAUUUUUGAUUUAUGUACGGAAACUGGAAAGUGAUUGUAUACAAGUAGAGUUCUGGUGCAAAGUCCGCUUCAAGAAUGUGGCGCUGCACAUAUUUUUCGACAAUCAACUUGUUUAUACCACGAUUAACAUAGCCAAAAGCUGAGAAUAUUUUUAUGUCGAGAUGAUGAGAUCUUACAGGAAAUUAGGAAGACAGAAGUAUGGUUUCUGUAGUAGAAAAGUACAUACUGGAUUGUUUCCUGGCCAAGAACUAGGAAAAUACAUAUUGCAUUCCUAAACUUAUUAUAGAUUCUGGAUCAUAUGGUCUGCGACAGAUGAACGUGGACUAAAACACCAAGAGCACAAUGUCUGCACUUAACAAUUACAAUUUGGA
This is a messenger RNA of Oldenlandia corymbosa var. corymbosa, 2742 nucleotides long. The record is from the annotation of a GenBank genome assembly. NCBI's taxonomy places the organism in Eukaryota, Viridiplantae, Streptophyta, Magnoliopsida, Gentianales, Rubiaceae.